Messenger RNA from Penicillium alfredii, 2094 nucleotides. Its product is annotated as Zn(II)2Cys6 transcription factor. The coding region runs from base 1 to 2094 and encodes 697 amino acids. Gene Ontology annotation, biological process: DNA-templated transcription; regulation of DNA-templated transcription. The record is from RefSeq and is a predicted model, not a curated record. NCBI's taxonomy places the organism in Eukaryota, Fungi, Ascomycota, Eurotiomycetes, Eurotiales, Aspergillaceae. The transcript is spliced from 3 exons. Gene Ontology annotation, molecular function: zinc ion binding; DNA-binding transcription factor activity, RNA polymerase II-specific; DNA binding.
AUGUCAGACCCCAAUGAUCUCCCGGCGGAUUCGAGCCACAGUGCAGUAGACUCACCAUCCAGGCUAUCCAAGCCAUAUUCAUGUGUGGUUUGCCACAGACGAAAAGUCAAAUGUGACCGACAGAGCCCAUGUUCAAAUUGUGCAAAGGCCAAUGUGGAGUGCGUCUACCAGGCGCCGCCACCGCCGCGUCGUCGCAAAAGGGAGCGAGACACGAAUGGCAGUGUAUUUCAAGAACGCGAAAAGUCGCUUCGGCGAACAAGCGCACAACCUUUGUCACAUGAAGAUGCAGAAAGAUAUUCUUCUCAAUCUCAAAUCCCAACUGUCAGGGUGGGAGGAGUUCGACCCGACGCAGAGAAGAAUGGAUCCGGAAGGAUGAUCAUGAAAGAAGGCAACACGGUUUAUCUCGAUAAGUUGCUCCCGAAUGCUGCCGAUGUCUUGGACGAUGUGUCAGAUAGUGGCACAGACAACCAUGUCGAAGAAAUUCGCGAUGAAUUUACAGUGCUAAUGGGCCCCGGAAGUCGAAAAGGCCUCGCAGAACUACAUCCGAAUCCACUGCAUAUCUUCAAACUGUGGCAGACAUUCCUCGAGAAUGUCAACCCUCUUACUAAAAUUGUACAUGCUCCGAGUCUACAGCAGCGGAUUUUGGAGGCAAUGGGAAAUCUGCCAACCAUAUCAAGAGAACUCGAGGCAUUAAUGUUCUCAAUAUACUGCAUCGCAUUGGUUUCCAUGCAAGCAGAUGACGUUGAGAAAGCAUUUGGGGAAGGCAAGAGGGCUCUUCUGUCCAGAUGCCGACGAGGCGCCCAACUGGCCUUUAGGAAUGCAUCUAUUCUCCGUACAUCCAGAUUGAUGGUUCUCCAGGCAUUCAUGCUGUACUUGCUUUCCAUGCGUGCAUUCUCUGAUCCACACACGGUUUGGUCUUUAUGUGGCGUUGCUAUCCGGAUUGCGCAACGCAUUGGUCUUCACCGAGAUGGUUCUGGGUAUGGUCUUUCAGUAUUUGAGACCGAGAUGCGCCGUCGCAUUUGGUUUCAACUUUUGGUUCUUGAUGUCACCUCUGCACAACUUUGUGGGGUUGCUUCAGCCAUGCCGCUGGCUACAAAUGAUGUCAAACCUCCUAUCAACAUCAAUGACAGCGACCUCGACCCACGCAUGACAGAACCCCCUCACGAGAACCCAGGCCCAACAGAAAUGAUUUUUUGCUUGGCUCGGAGUAGGUUUGGAAAAUGGCUUCGUCACUGGUCAAAGGAUGCAGGCGGUUAUAAUGGACCAUGGGCACUUUUGUCCUCUUCUUCUAUAUCUCUGGCUGAAAAGGAUCAAGCUAUUGAUCAGCUCGAGGAGGAAAUGGAGCAGAAUGUUCUCCGGCACUGUGAUCGGUCGAUCCCACUUCACCUGAUGACAACGAUCAUGGUACGGUCAGCCAUUUAUUACACAAGACUGAUGGCACAUCACCCUCGGCAAUAUCGGGAACCGAACGACCGUGUCCCCGAAGCCGAGAAGGGCAUCAUUUUUGAGAAUUGCUUGAAAAUGACCGAGUUUGCCGACUACGCUCAAAAUAGUCCUGCUGUGCAAGGGUUCUCGUGGCACAUGGUGAACCACAUGCCGUGGGAUGCCAUCAUUUUCAUGCUGUCUGAAAUGCGGCAUCGGAAUGACCCACAGGAGAAGGGCCAGGUCUGGCAACUCAUCGGCAGCAUAUACCCCCGACACCUCCGACAACUGGGCAAGAAUGCGCAAUCACCUCUUCACAUGGCCAUUCAGAACUUGAUGGUCAAGGCUUGGAAGGCCUAUAUCGAGGAGUGUAACCUCCACCAACGUACCCCGACUCCCUGUCCGACCAUUGUGACCACCCUUAUCGGCAGUGCCAAAGAUGUCUCCGAAUCUCAAUCAGCCGAGGAAAUGGUCAGUUCUGUUGAGCCCGGUGCUGCUUUGCAAGGCCAGCCCAGCCAUGACCUCCCAAGUUCACACAUGGGCGCCGAAGCUGAGAACCUUUUCUUUUUUGGGGAGAGUCCGAUGGAUUGGGAUAAUUGGGAUAACCUCCUCAACCAGUUUCAAGAAUCGGUUAUGGAUGAUGCGACACUGAUGAUAGGGUCUUUGUCAUAA